Molecule: messenger RNA, 777 nt
Organism: Saprolegnia diclina VS20
Lineage: Eukaryota; Oomycota; Saprolegniomycetes; Saprolegniales; Saprolegniaceae
Exons: 1
Coding region: 17-748 (243 amino acids)
Biological process (GO): late endosome to vacuole transport via multivesicular body sorting pathway; vesicle budding from membrane
Cellular component (GO): ESCRT III complex; cytoplasmic side of plasma membrane; multivesicular body
Source: RefSeq, a predicted model, not a curated record
UUCCAGCAGCAGCAGCAUGAACUUCUUUGGGCGCAAGGCAGCGGCGCCGGUCAAGACGGGUCCCGCGGAGACGGCCGAGACGAUCCGCAAGCUGCGCGAGCAGCUCGACACGCUCGAGAAGCGUGAGUCCCACAUCGAGAAGAAGAUCGAGGCGCAGCUUGAGGAGGCGAAGAAGAAGUCGGCGGCCAAGGACAAGCGCGGUGCUAUCUUCUGCCUCAAGCGCAAGAAGAUGUACGAAUCCGAAAUCGAAAAGCUCCAAGGAGCACGGAUGACCCUCGAGACGCAGGUCAUCACGCUCGAGUCGACGCAGGUCAACAUGCAGACCUUCACGGCGCUGCGCACGGGCGCGAACCAGAUGAAGGCCAUCCAUGGCCAAAUGAACGUCGACUCGGUCGAUGACAUCAUGGACGAUAUCCAAGAAGAGAUGGCAACGGCCGAUGAAAUUGGCCGUGCGAUCUCGCAGCCGCUUGGCAACGCCCUCUACGAUGACGACGAGCUCGCCGCUGAGCUUGAGAGCAUGAUGGACGAAGAGCUCGAAAAGCAGCUCGACUCGAGCCGCCCGACGCAUGCCCAAGUCGCGCAGCCCGUGCGCCCGACACCGGUUGCGGCACCUGCGGUUCCCGCGCCUUCUAUGUUUGCAUUCCCCGACGCCCCGACGCACCCCGUUACGAACAUCAAGGUGAGCGGCAAGGCCGACGCCGACGAGCUUGAGGAGCUUCGGCGUCUUGAGGCUUCCAUGGCCAUGUAAUAUCGACCAUGCAAGUUAGUUUAUAUCGA